Molecule: messenger RNA, 1146 nt
Organism: Trichosporon asahii var. asahii CBS 2479
Lineage: Eukaryota; Fungi; Basidiomycota; Tremellomycetes; Trichosporonales; Trichosporonaceae
Product: large subunit ribosomal protein L3
Exons: 2
Coding region: 1-1146 (381 amino acids)
Biological process (GO): ribosomal large subunit assembly; translation
Cellular component (GO): cytosolic large ribosomal subunit; ribosome
Molecular function (GO): RNA binding; structural constituent of ribosome
Source: RefSeq, a predicted model, not a curated record
AUGUCUCACCGUAAGUACGAGGAGCCUCGUUCCGGUUCGCUUGCCUUCCUUCCCCGCAAGCGUGCCGCCAAGCACCGUGGUCACAUCAAGUCCUUCCCCAAGGAUGACCCCAAGAAGCCGGUCCACCUGACCGCCAUGCUUGGUUACAAGGCCGGUAUGACCCACGUCGUCCGUGACCUCGACCGCCCCGGCUCGAAGAUGCACAAGCGUGAGGUCGUCGAGGCCGUCACCGUCGUCGAGACUCCCCCCAUGGUCAUCGUCGGUGUCGUCGGCUACGUUGAGACUCCCCGUGGUCUCCGCGCCCUUACCACCGUUUGGGCCGAGCACCUCUCGGACGAGGUCAAGCGUCGCUUCUACAAGAACUGGUACCGUUCGAAGAAGAAGGCCUUCACCCGCUACGCCAAGAAGCACUCCGAGAACAACGGCGCCUCCGUUGCUCGCGAGCUUGAGCGUAUCAAGAAGUACGCCACCGUCGUUCGCGUCCUCGCCCACACCCAGCUCUCGCAGACCGGCCUUGCCCAGAAGAAGGCCCACCUCUCCGAGAUCCAGGUCAACGGUGGCUCCAUCGCCGACAAGGUCGAGUUCGCCAAGGCCAACUUCGAGAAGACCUUUGACGUCAAGUCCGUCUUCGAGCAGAACGAGUGCAUCGACGUUAUCGCCGUCACCAAGGGUCACGGUUACUCCGGUGUCAUCUCUCGUUGGGGUGUUACCAAGCUUCCCCGCAAGACCCACCGUGGUCUCCGCAAGGUCGCCUGUAUCGGUGCUUGGCACCCUUCGAAGGUCAUGUUCUCGGUUGCCCGUUCCGGUCAGGACGGUUACCACCGCCGUACCACGAUCAACCACAAGAUCUACCGCAUCGACAACGGCACCAACGAGGGCUCCGGCUCCACCGAGUUCGACCUCACCAAGAAGUCGAUCAACCCCGUCGGCGGCUGGUCGCACUACCCCCUUAUCCGCAACGACUUUGUCAUGCUCAAGGGCUCCAUCCCCGGUGUCAAGAAGCGUGUCAUCACCCUCCGCAAGGCCCUCCGUGUUCACACCUCGCGCACUCACCUCGAGGAGAUCACCCUCAAGUUCAUCGACACCUCGUCGCAGCUCGGACAUACCCAGUGGCAAUCUCUUGACGAGAAGGCUCAGUUCCUGUGA